Molecule: messenger RNA, 725 nt
Organism: Cyprinus carpio (common carp)
Lineage: Eukaryota; Metazoa; Chordata; Actinopteri; Cypriniformes; Cyprinidae
Exons: 4
Coding region: 93-725 (210 amino acids)
Source: RefSeq, a predicted model, not a curated record
GAGAAAUUAAAUUCUGAAUUUGUCAUGUGCAUAAUGUCUCCAGAUCCAUUUACAUAGCUGAUUUAGUAAACGGCAAACUGAGGCCAAGCAGGAUGGUGGUAGUUCGUUUCAUGGAAUGUGAGGCUACAGUACAUGGCAUUAUUGGGAAAGUUCAAGAUGCUCUUGGCAGUUAUGAUCCUGUAAUUCUCACCGAUGCCCAGGGCAAUGAGAUACUUGACUCUGAAGGAACUAAAGGAUCCAUCUACUGGAAGCAAAAUGCCCGCAAGGUAUUUGCCAUUGCAGAGCACGACUUCACAGAAUUUCAAGGCAGCAAGAGGAAAAGAAGCUCAAGUCGGAGAGAUGAUGAAACCUCAAGUCUACAAGAUGUCUAUGAUAAGAUAGAAGAAGUGGUGCUGGCGUCACAGGGCCUUCAGCAAGUUAUCUCAACUAUCAAAGAGCUUUCUGAGCUGUCCAGUCAGACACCUGCCAAAACCUUGACUGAAGUCCAAACAGAGAAAAUAAAAGCAGCUUUCACUUGCAUAGUCUGCAAAGGACCCAUUGAUCAACCAGUAUUUGCCACCUGCUGUAGAAGCCUGAUCGGAUGCAAACUUUGUGUUGAUCAAUGGAUGGCUACUUCAUCACAGUGCUUAAAAUGCAGAGAGGAAGCUCUUAGCAACCACAUCUUUCUUGCAGCAGGUCUCUCUGAAGCUUUGUUAGCUCUUGGUGACAUCAUUAGGGUAGAGUAG